UCGAGGCCAGCCUCCACAAACGCUGCACACGCCCCUGUCGAAAUCCGCCGUGUUGCGUGUACGCGGACCGCUCGCUGCAGCUGAGAAGCUCCCACGCGUGAAGCCAAGAAUGACACCGGUGCUUCUUCACGGCAAAACCGCUUGAACAUUAAAGGAGGCGUUUACUCGACUGCUCCAUUGAAAAAGACGGCGUGAUGGCGCAUCUACGGACAGGACUGCUGAUCGCCGCUUUUACGGUCAGUGCAUUGUGGGGUCCUGCUCUUUCAAUCACUCGCUACUCUAUUCCAGAGGAGAUGGAAGAGGGUUCCUUUGUUGCAAACCUCGCCACCGAUUUGGGUCUAGAUGUUCGAAGCAUGGUGGAACGGAAAGCAAAGCUGGAUGUCAUUCACAGCAAAAAUUACCUUGACAUUAACAAAGAAACGGGAGAGCUCAUCAUCCGAGAGAAGAUUGACAGGGAAAGCAUCUGCAUGACUAAAACAGGUUCGUGCUUUCUAAAAAUGGAUGUCAUAUUAGAAAAUCCCAUUCGUAUUUUUAACAUUGAGCUGGAAAUCAUGGACAUUAAUGACAACGCGCCCGUGUUCCGGAGGAAGACCAUUUAUUUGGACGUUUCCGAGGCAACCCCUCCGGGUGAGAGGUUCUCAUUAACAAACGCUGUAGAUGCAGAUGUCGGCGCCAAUACGAUCAAGACGUACUACCUAAGCGAGAGUAAAUAUUUUAGCAUUGACAUUCAAACUGGCAGCGAUGGCUCAAAAUACGUGGACUUGGUUCUUAACGGCAAUUUGGACCGGGAGACAGAUGCGAUCCAUAAUCUGAUUUUAACUGCUGUGGACGGCGGGGUACCUCCUAGAUCCGGCACCGCCAGCAUUAUCAUCAAUGUCCUCGACAUCAAUGACAACGCCCCCCUGUUCAGUCAACCCGUCUUUGAAGUCACCGUUCCAGAGAAUUCAGGUGCAGGGACUGUUGUCAUGACCUUAAAUGCAACAGAUUUGGAUGAAGGCACAAAUGCACAGUUAUUAUAUUCUUAUACGCUUUACACUUCCGAGAAGACGCAGGAGCUCUUCACGCUCGACAGAAAUUCAGGCGAGAUCAAAGUUAAGGGGGCUAUUGAUUUUGAGGAGAAUCAAAAUUUCGAGAUGCACAUCCAGGCUCAGGACGAAGGCACGACGCCAUUGUUAGGACACUGCAAAGUAAUGGUGUCUGUCACGGAUUUGAAUGACAACUACCCUGAGCUGACCAUCAAAUCUCUGAAAAGUGCAGUUGCCGAAAAUACCGCCGUGGGGACGCUGAUUGCUGUGGUCAGCGUUGGUGACAGGGACUCUGGAGUCAACGGGGAAGUGGAGCUGAAUUUAAGUCAGCAGGAAAACCUACCCUUCAUCCUCAAUCAAUCCUCAGAGGGUUACUUGAAGCUUUUGGUUUCAAAGCCGCUGGACAGAGAGGUGAAGAGCAAAUAUGAAAUAACACUGAAUGUGGCAGACAAAGGGACGCCGCCGUUGACUGAAAGCGAGACCUUCACUUUAGAGAUUCAUGAUAUCAAUGACAAUGCUCCCACUUUCCCUCAGUCCUUUUACACCAUUCAUGUUAUGGAGAAUAAUCUGCCGGGAGCGUUACUGACAUCUCUUAGUGCGUUUGACCCAGAUUUGAAUGAGAACCAAUACUUAGUCUAUUUCAUCAUGGAGAAAGAUAUCGCAAACACGUCCAUGUCGAUGCUUUUUUCCAUCAAUCCGGAAAAUGGUGACCUAUACGCCUUGAAGACCUUUGAUUUUGAGCGAGAGAGGGAGUACCUUUUCCAUAUUGAGGCAAGGGAUUCCGGUGUCCCCCCGCUGAGUAGCAACGUUACGGUUCAUAUUAUCAUUAUGGACCAAAAUGACAACACCCCUGUCAUAGUAUCACCGUGGCGGGCCCAAGGUUCCGUCAUAGAGCAGGUGAUCCCACGGUCUACAGAUAAAGGCCAUUUAGUGGCCAAAGUGAUUGCCAUCGAUGCGGACUCUGAGCAGAACGGCAGGGUCACAUAUCAACUCCUGCAAAUCAGCGACACCAGCCUCUUCAGCCUCGAUCAAUACAACGGCGAGAUCCGGACGACCAGAAUGUUCAGCUACAGGGACCCUCGCCAUCAACGUCUCGUCAUAGUCGCAAAAGACAACGGUAACCCGGCUCUCUCCACCACCGUCACCAUUAAGAUAUCCACCGUGGAGCACUCCAUGGCAUUUUCCGAAACCACAGAGUUGCCGCUAGAGUACGAUGUCUUCACAGACCUGAACUUGUAUUUAGUCAUUGGUUUAGGGGCUGUUUCCUUCCUGCUGCUUAUUACCAUUUUGGUAAUCAUUGUGCUAAAGUGUCAAAAACCCAAGCCGAAGGCCAUAAAGAUUCCCCCGCCCAAUCGGAACAGCGUGAUCAGCAGGAAUAGCGUGAUCAGCCAGAGGAGUUCCACUAUCGCAGACUCCACCUUGAUCUCCAGCGAUGCCUACUGGUACAGUCUGUUUCUCGCAGAGACCAGGAAAGGCAAAGUGGUUGUGAGACAGCCCAUAAUACCCAAAGGAGCCGGCUACUUUGUCUCCAGUAUACCCAGGAGCAUAGGGCCGAGUGAGACCACUGAGUCCAGAGCAUCCACACUAGAGUACUCAAAAUGAAACGAAGUCCAUUCUACAUGUGGAGCAGGCAACCAGAGGAGAACUGCCGUGAUCUAAUCAUCUCUUCUUGGCAGUCAUUGACUCAUAAGCAGAUGUAAAACUUUCCUUCAGUCCCUGCAAGAUGACUCUUCUAUCCUUCAGUCCUCCAAAUAGUGUCAUUAACUAGAUAGGUAGAUAGAUACUGUAAACUUUAUUAAUCUAUUUAGGAAAGUAAAGAAACAACCGAUUCAUUCAGAUUCAUUCAGACCUUCUAUUUUCAGCAUGAAUCUGCAUGGUUCUAAAAUUUGUCCAAUUUGAACAGUUGAAAAAUUUUAUUCCUCUAAACAUAAAUCUAGUCGUUUUCCUUUCAGUGCAACUCAAAAUGUUCUAUUGCUCUUCUCUCUCUAGUGUCAGAAAGAAUACAGUAGUGGCGUGUACAAAACACGCUUAACCCUUUAUAGGGCACUCGUUUAACUCAUUGGCUGCCAUUGACGGCGCUAGACGUCCAAUCCGUUUUGACUGGGAAGGGCAAAUGAGGGUUGAUUCGCCCCUCCUGGUCAAAAUGGAGUGCGCUGUCAAUGGCAGCCAAUAAGUUCACCAAUUUUAUAUUAUUUAUUGUUGUUGAUUUGACUCAAGAAAAUGUGUUAAAAGCUUGGUUCUAAAGUUGUUGUUUUUUUAAUCCUAUUAAUCUAUUGCUAGGAUAUUGCGAUUAAUUAUGAGUACCGUAAAUUGCGGACUAUAAGGCACAACUCACGAUAACCCGUCACCCACCAAAUUUGACUCGAAAACGACAUUUGUGCAUAGAUAAGUCGCACUGGACUAUAAGCCGCAGUUGUCCUCAUUGUAUUAUGGGAUAUUUACACCAAAAGAUAUUAGCAGUAACACAUUAUAUGACAGCGGCAUCAUACGACUGUCAUGAGACCAAAUGAACCACCAUGAAGCUUUGAACCAAUUGGCUGCAAAGCUACAUUGCUUCAAAAAGCUUAAUUUGGACAUCACUUGCCACGUUUACAUGGAGCCAAAUAUUCCAAUUACAAUCGGAAUAUUUGUUCAAACCGAAUAAAUGUGUUCCAUAUAAACACCUCAUUCGGCACGAACAGGCCCAAACCAAAUGGAAUUUCAUUCUGAUUCACAGGGGUGGAAUAUUCCUUUUCCCAAACCGAUUAGAAGUAAAAUUAUAUCAUGUAAACAGGGAAGCGGAAUGGUGUCUGGUUGCGUUCUUUCUGCGCAUGCUCCGUACUGACGUGGUGACGUCACUUGGUGACGUAAGUAACGUCACUUGCAACAUGGCUUCCAAGCACACGCACAGCGCACCCACACAACUUUUUAAAUGAACGGCGUAUCAUUCUGAAGUUUUGUUUCCACUCGAAAAGUUAAAACAGCAGCUGAUCUAUCGAUCGAUCUCCAUGUUUUGCAACGUGACGCUUUGUUUUGAUUAAUCUGCGCAUGUCAGAUGGCAGUUGUCAAACGUCCUUUCGGAAUAAAGGCAGUUACAUGUAAACGCUGGAUCGGAAUAGAUGAAGUGACAUGUAAACAGCUGAUGUGAAAUUUCGAUUCGGAAUGAUUUGAAUCGGUAUGAAUAAAAGUCAGCAUGUAAACGUGGCUACUGAUCCCUUGGGAGAGACAGUAAACCUCUGCUGCCACCUGGUUUCAACACUGUUGUUGUCCAACAUGCCUCCUAGCAUGCAUUGCAGCGCUAAAGAUGUAACUAACAAUCAAAAUUCAUGUUCUGUGCUAAUUAUUUCUUCAGUUACUGUUCCAGUCGUUUCAUUAAUUGCUAGUUAUGGUAUUUGAUAACACUUUAUUUGACAGUCAUUAGACAAUCAUAAUUAUGAAAUGACACUGUUAUGAGCAUUAAUGAAUGCUUAUAACACAUGUCUAUUAGUGUUAUCCGGAAUAUUAUCUCACUUUUGGAAAGAUGUAAAAGAUCCGAGUCGAACAUAAAUGGAGUUAGUGACAUAAUUUGCCGGAUGACACUUAUUGUCAUCUGUUAUAAGCAUUCAGUAAUGCCCAUGAUAGUGUCAUGUCAUGACAGUCUUAUGACGCCGCUGUCAAAUAAAGUGUUACCAAUUAACCCAAAUAAAUUAACAAAUAAACCGCACUGGAUUAUAAAACGCAGGAUUAAAAAUGAGGGGAAAAAGUAGCGGUUUAUAGUCCGAAAUUUACGGUAAUUGCAUAAGCAGUCAAUGCGUUAAUCCUUUUAGUCUAAUUUUUUGUGUUGAUUUGCCUCAUUUCAAUCUCUUACAAUAUUUGGUUUCAGGUUAAAAAGAUAAAUAGACAAAUAAAAAUAAAAAACAUAAAAUCAUAGUAAUGUAUUGCUAAAUCUAUUGUGGUUUAUUAAUUAAUUGCAAAGUUAGCAAUUAAAGGGUCUGUCAAGUUAAAUACAACCAAAUGAGUUUAAAGAAAAAUAACUUCUUUAUUGGAGGCCAAAACAGAAUGUAUUUCAGUUUGUAUUCUGUUUAUUUAUUUAUUCAUUUAUUUAUUACCAGAAAAUAGUUACUUGUCCUAUAAAUGGUUCAUCAAUAAGAGUCAAGGUGAAUAUGAUUCUUCCAGUGGACUGAUAAUACAGAAUCGAAUCGGGUAUCUCAUUCAUUCACCUAAAUGCUAUGUGGUUUCCUUUUUAAAAUGACAUGUUGACUGUUUUAUAUGUGGAGCUUUUGCCGAAUAAGGAUCAUUCUCAUUAAUUGACGUUCUUUCAUGUUCUACUUAAAAAGAAAAGAAAAAAAGAAAGACUACAGGAUGGAAAAGGUAUUACAGUAUUGGGGUUUUUGUGAAAGCUUUGAGUGUUAGAUGGAAAUUUGUUUUAUUUAUGUUUUAGUAUUAUUCUGUAUUUUGGCGACAGAUUACAUGCCAUAAUAUUCAUUUGUUUUAGAAAUACUUUGAAUGUGAGGGGGGAUAGAAAAUAAGAAGCCCUCAAACGUAACAUUACAUUUCAGGAAAUAUGACAUGAGAAAAAUGAGGUGAAAACUGGAUUGUAUAUUCAACCAUAUUGAACCAUAGCACUGCUUAAAAAUGGCUGUUCAUUUUUUUUCUGCCAAUAAUAUAAACUGACAAAACUGGCAAUAAAAAUACAAUCUAAAAACAUACUAACUCAUUCACUGCCAUUUCAACUUGGAUGGCUGACAUUCAAUGGUCAUGUGUCAGCGCCAUUGACGUUGACAGACGUCCGUUCUGCCCGGGAGGCAAGAAUCAUUCACCCCUACCAAGUCAGAGUGGACUGAACGUCUAUCACCGUCAAUGGCAUCCACUGAGUUAAAAUCCAUCAGAAAAAAUAUAUUGAUAUAUAAAAUUUCAAAAAUGAAUCUAUCAAUUCAUGUAAAGUACUGAAAUUUAUUCAUUUCGUAAUUGGACUUAAAUCCAUGCAAGGUUUAUUCUUUUUUGUUUCAUUGAUCAUUCGUGUCUUAACUUUUAAUGCUGCUUCUGUGGGGGUUUUCAAGGGCAUUUUGUGUUGCAUAUAUGUGUAGCUUAGUGGAUUUGAUGUUUUGGUAUUCUGUAGUUUUAAAGAUGCUGUCCUUUUGAGUCCGACUUAGCGCCUUUGCACUCCGGCAAGGCACAUGACUUUAAUUUCUCACUAACAAGGGGCUUGUAAAGCAACUUACUGUAUUUUGGUGCUUGUUGAUAAAUAUCCACCAUAAGAGGAAGAGAAUGUGGUUCAAACUGCAGUGCUCAAGUGCACUGCUGAACAAAACAGUAUUGCAAGGUUUUAAAAUAUGCACAUUACAUGAAGCAAAUUAAAUCAAAAAAUUGAAUGAAGAAGAUUAUAUUUCCAGAACUCAGCAAAGCCUGAUGUUUGUUAUUUUUGCAUAUGUUACAUUAGACAACUAGAGAUCUAUUGCAGUGAUACAGUACGUGCAAUCAAAAUUUUAAAGCAGUCAUUUCUGAAAGUGUCUACAGUAAUUGCACUUCUGAUUAAGUGUGCCUUUAGUAUUCUUGUGUAAAAAAAAAAAAGGUACUGUGUAUAACUAUUGAUGACUUCAAGAAUUAUGAGCAGUAUCAGCAAGAUCUCACAAGAUUUUGGAAAAAUAUCUUGCAAAAAGUUUGAAAAUGCCUCUUUAAGCUAGUGUCACUGUGCAUCAUAAGCACAUGAAAAAAUGCUGUGAUUUAAACACAAAAAAACAAAAUAUAAUUUGCCAAAGAAAAGUUUUAGAAUAUUUAUCUUUUGAUCCAACUAAAUCCAUUGCAAAAUUACGGUUCCGAUAAAUAAACACACACAAUAUGUUGCUUACACAGUGUAGACAUUUACAAGUCAGUCUUUUGUUUUUUCAGAACCACUAGAUGCAUUAACUGUAAAUUGAAACACUUUAUACACGUGUGUUUUUUCUUAAAUAAAGUAGUCUUUUUGAUAUCUUCUGAAAGUUCAUGGUAUUGUCAUGACUUCUCAUUUGUGAAUUUUGGAUUUCAUCACCAGUCCAAAUGUACAGUAUACUUGAGAGUUCCAUCAAAUGUGCUAAAUUUCCAUCCGGACCACGCGGAAGAGUGUGGUCUUGCUUUCUUUUCAAGUCCAAUUAACUCUUUCAAUGCCAUUGACAAUGAUAGACGUCCAAUUAUAUGUCCCCUAAAAAGUAAAUUAGAAAUUUGUACGAAUUUAUCAUUAGUAGACGUCUAGUGGACGUCUAGUGUUGUCAAUGCCAGCCAAUGAGUUAAUUUUCAGGGUUUGAUGUUGCUUAUUUGGCUUUAAUGUUCUGCUUGAUCAUGAUCAUUUGAAUAAAGUUUUUUAAAUCCG
Molecule: messenger RNA, 7329 nt
Organism: Corythoichthys intestinalis (scribbled pipefish)
Lineage: Eukaryota; Metazoa; Chordata; Actinopteri; Syngnathiformes; Syngnathidae
Product: protocadherin alpha-C2-like
Exons: 3
Coding region: 195-2627 (810 amino acids)
Biological process (GO): homophilic cell-cell adhesion
Cellular component (GO): plasma membrane
Molecular function (GO): calcium ion binding
Source: RefSeq, a predicted model, not a curated record